GCAUUGUGCAUUUCCUGCCGUGAACGGUGAAUCAAAACCGGCGAUACAAAGGGAAGGGUUUCUCUUUUUGGGAUUUCUUCAAUCCUUUCUCCAUAAUAUCCCAAUCGCGAUUUCGCGAUUUUCGUUUUUGCUGAAUUUGCGGACGUAGAUCUCGAUCGCCACCUCCGUUCCGGUGAUUCUCUUAGCGGAGAUCAUCUUGUUGUUGCUAACGUAGAUGUUCUUCCGAUUUUCAUAUAACUUUUAUUGAGUGAAUGAGUUUUCGGUAUUGGAGGAUUUAACUCACAUUUUGGAGGACUUACUUUCAUGUUCUGUUCUGGAUUCGAAUUUUCCCCUCCUUUGUGGAUAAUUAGAUCUUGAAAAUUGGCUCCGCAAAGGCGAUCUCAGCGCCACAUGGGUGGCCAGAUGCAGCAGAGCAGUGCAGCGGCCACCACGCUCUUUGAUCAUGCCGGUGGUGGGUCGCUGCACAAUGCGGGUCCUUCAAGUGACGCUGGCGAUGCUGUAAUGGCGCGGUGGCUGCAGUCUGCGGGUUUGCAGCAUCUGGCUUCUCCCUUGGCUUCUACCGGUAUUGAUCAUCGCCUUCUUCCCAAUCUGCUUAUGCAGGGUUAUGGAGCUCAAUCUGCUGAAGAGAAGCAGAGAUUAUUCAAACUAAUGAGGAACCUCAAUUUUAAUGGGGAUUCUGGGUCUGAGCCAUUCACGCCAACUGCCCAGAAUUCAGGAGGCGCAGCUGCAUCUGAUGGCUUUUAUUCUCCAGAGUUUAGGGGGGAUUUCGGGGCUGGGCUUUUGGAUCUUCAUGCCAUGGACGACACAGAGCUUUUAUCUGAGCAUGUCAUCCCAGAGUCCUUUGAAUCAUUGCCAUUCAUGCCUGAUAUUACAAAAGCUUUUGAAAAUGAAUUUAGUGUGACAACUGGCCUGCAGAAAAAGGAGCUAAAUGAUACAGAUUCCUCUGUUCCAUCCUUCUCUACAAAUGAAAAGGAGAACAGCACAAGAGAAAACAAUGUGGCAAAGAUUAAAGUUGUGGUACGUAAAAGACCCUUAAACAAGAAGGAGCUUGCUCGGAAGGAGGAUGAUAUUGUGACAGUCUCUGACAAUUCAUUAAGCGUCCAUGAACCCAAGCUAAAGGUGGACUUGACAGCAUAUGUCGAGAAGCACGAGUUCUGUUUUGAUGCUGUCCUGGAUGAGAACGUUACUAAUGAUGAGGUAUAUCGGGUAACUGUGGAGCCAAUUAUUCCUACCAUUUUUCAGCGAACAAAAGCCACCUGCUUUGCUUAUGGUCAAACAGGUGGAUGGAGACUGAAUUUUUCCUCUCCUUGCCAAUAGCAUAGACAAUUGUGGAGUGAAUUACAGCUUUAAAACAAGCAUGCACUGAUGCUUCUAAGUUUCACAUCCUUUUAUUUCUAUUUAAAUUAUUAUUUGUUGAGAUUGUUGAAUUGCUGAUGAUUCCUCAAUGUGUAGUAGAAUUAUAUUUAGACAUAACAGGGUCAAAAGUCCUGCUGUGCUCUCUCUGGAAUGCAUUCACAUACAUACACACUUACAUCUCUUUAAUCCUUGUAUUUCUACUUUUAGUUGCUCAUCCCUUUCGAUGGUGGUUACGAGGGUAAAUUCAAUUUACAUUGAUCUUUGCACUUUAUUUUUUUUUUUUAGUUUAAGAACAACAGGGAUAAAUCAUGCUCAGAAUCUGAAGUGUUCUAAUAACAAAUUUCUCUUUCUACUUUUUGUUUAAGAAAUCACAUUCUAAUAUUUGUGAAAAAAAUGAGAUGUAAAUAGUCAACUCCUGUCUUGUUUGAUCAGCUAAAAGAAAAAGGGUCAACUUCUGUUGUUAUUGCAUGGUUAUAGUGUUUGUUUGAGUCUAAGUGCACAUGCAUGGGGGAGCACAAUUUUAUGUGUGUUUUUAAAGUUUUAUAGAGACUGCUAGGUAAAAUGGUUCCUGAAAUUAAAUCACAUUAACUAGCAUUCAAAAUCAGAAAUUUCCUGUGCCUGAUUAAGAUUGAUGAGAAAAUUUUAUACCAGCAGGCAUGCACAUUCAGAGGCAU
This is a messenger RNA of Rubroshorea leprosula, 2030 nucleotides long. Lineage: Eukaryota; Viridiplantae; Streptophyta; Magnoliopsida; Malvales; Dipterocarpaceae. The record is from the annotation of a GenBank genome assembly.